Acanthosepion pharaonis is the source of this 567-nucleotide messenger RNA. Lineage: Eukaryota; Metazoa; Mollusca; Cephalopoda; Sepiida; Sepiidae. The record is from the annotation of a GenBank genome assembly.
AUGACGACUCUUUCAAAACCAACAACUCCUUUCGUCGAGGAACUCUGCCACAAAAUAGCUCGGAUUAAAUAUGCACCUACGCGACAGCAACCGACGGAUUCGUACAUUCCUCAACACUUGCGGGAUUGCGAAUUCGUCUUCGUACGGAACGACGCCGUGAGACGACCACUCACACCGGCAUACCAAGGUCCUUUUCAGGUUCUUCGGCGCACCGACAAGCACCUUACGAUCAAGCGUGCGAACACGACCGACACCGUCGCAAAUGAUCGGACCAAGCCUGCCUUUCUGGCGAAGCGACAGUACAAUGCAAACCCGGCUCCGCGGGCCCCUGACGCCACUCCAGCUCACCCGGCACACGCAGCACCGCAGACAUCGGACGACACCCCAGCGACUUCUGUGCAGCAAACCAGAUCCGGGAUUCGUCCUAACCGACUCGACGAAUCUUCGUUCGUCAUCAUUCAACCAGCUGCUGUCGCCGACAAUUCUCCCAUCCGGCAGUCGACCAGCGACCGCCGUCGAUCAGCUAUACACUCGUUUCGCCGAUACAACCGAUUCAACUUCCCAUGA